Messenger RNA from Cynoglossus semilaevis (tongue sole), 673 nucleotides. Its product is annotated as bolA-like protein 2. NCBI's taxonomy places the organism in Eukaryota, Metazoa, Chordata, Actinopteri, Pleuronectiformes, Cynoglossidae. The coding region runs from base 273 to 533 and encodes 86 amino acids. Gene Ontology annotation, biological process: intracellular iron ion homeostasis; protein maturation. The record is from RefSeq and is a predicted model, not a curated record. Gene Ontology annotation, molecular function: 2 iron, 2 sulfur cluster binding. The transcript has 3 exons. Gene Ontology annotation, cellular component: cytosol; nucleus.
UCUCAGUCGCGACAUGAUUAGAUAUUUUCUCUGUCAGUCUUCAUGUCCCUGUAAAGCGUGGUUGCUAAUAUAGAAAAGCGACUUCUAAAUGUAAACCGUCAGCACCCAGUUGUAUUACUGCAAGAAAGUAUAUAUCUGUCUUAGCUUGACGGUAGCUUCGGGCGGUGUUGUACAAGUGUUGUACCUCCACAAACCAUUGAGUUGAGCUGUCAUUGCUUGUCUCUCCUUGCAACUACAGAUUUACAUCUACAGUACUGACAAAACGAAGAGAAAUGUCCCAGAUAGCAGAUCAGCUCAGGGACAAACUGACUAAGGAGCUCAAGGCAGUGCAUGUGGAAGUGGAGGACACCUCGGCCAACAGAUGUGCUGCCAGCUUCAAAGCGCUCGUUGUAUCUCCCCAGUUUGAGGGCAAGCCUCUACUACAGAGACACAGGAUGGUGAAUACAUGUCUUGCCGAGGAGCUGAAAGAAAUCCACGCGUUCGAACAGAAGACCCUCACACCAGAGCAGUGGGAGAAGCAGAAAUCCCAGUGACGCAACACGAAUGAGACAACAAGUCUUCAUACGUCAGAAAAGUGCAGUCCACGUUCCACAGAUCUUAUUAUCCCACGCUUUUUGUCGUCUGGACUAUGUUGUCAAAGUGUUCUGCAGAAAAUAAAGGCUUUGAUGAAUUU